ACAUGAGUAUGACGCUGUUUCUCUGGUGAGACACCCUUCCUGUAAAGCCCUAAAACCACUUUCAGACCAAAGCUUCGCUCUGCUUCAAUGGCGCAACACGUGCUCAGCACGUGCGAACAACCUCUUAGCAGCCUCUCAGCAAACCUCCCCGAGGAACCUCUCUCUACCAAAACCCUAGCUUCCUUCAUAUCCCUCAUCAUCGUACCCUCCACUCCCGAAGCCACGAUUUCCUCAAUCUUCGAAACCUUAACUCGUUCUCUCCAACUCAGUCGCGACCCAGUCGUCCUUCACCAAACCCUAAAGCUCCUCUCCGACAUCGCAUCCCACCGCCCUAACCUCUCUCGCCUCGUCUCCGACUCGGUCCGCACCCACUCGCCCCUCUCUUCUGAGUCGACCCGCCUCGCCGCUGAGUCGCUCGACGUGCUCGCCUCGAUAGCGGAACGCGACGGAACCCUAGUGGAGCUCGACGACCGGUCAUUCGUCUCUUUGUGCUUCGGUCCCUCCGUGUCUAUACGGUCAUGGCUUCUCAGAAACGCCGAGCGGUUUAGCAUUGGGCCGUACGUGUUGCUCACUCUGUUUCUAGGGUUUACCAAGGAUCCAUACCCGUACGUGAGGAAGAUCUCUCUGGAUGGACUCGUUGGAUUGAGCAAGGCCGGUGAUAUCGAGGACCCUGGUAUGAUUCAGGGCUGUUAUUGCCGUGCCGUUGAGCUUCUUCGUGACAUGGAAGAUUGCGUAAGAUCUGCUGCGGUUCGCGCUGUGAGUGCAUGGGGUCUGAUCCUCGUAGCAUCCAACCCAGAGGCAAAACUGCAUUGGUCGGAUGACUUAUUCGUCAAGCUCUGUUCUAUGGGAAGAGAUAUGAGCAUGGAGGUCCGAGUUGAAGCUUUUGAUGCCCUUGGGAAGAUACAAAUGGUGUCUGAGCAUAUUCUUUUACAAACCUUAUCUAAGAGAGUGCUAGGGAUCACAAAGGAGAUGAGAUCUCUUGGUCAGUGCCCUGCUGAACAAUUUGAAAUAUUGGCAUCGAGUAUGGCUGGAGUUUUAGUGCAUGGGCUUGAGGAUGAAUUCUAUGAGGUUAGAAAGUCUGCCUGUCAUUCCUUCCGGACACUCACCAUCAUCUCUGCAGAGUUCGCUGGGAAAGCAUUAGAUUUGUUGAUGGAUGUACUAAAUGACGAUUCAAUUUUUGUCCGAUUACAAGCUUUGGAGACUAUGCUGUAUAUGGCAACCUUUGGCCAUCUAAAGGUCCAAGGAACACACAUGCAUAUGUUUCUUGGCACUCUAACGGACAGUAAUAUGAUCAUCAGAUCUUCUACGCGGAAAAUACUUAAAUUAGUGAAGCUGCCAAAUAUAGAGUUAUUUAGAUUAUUUGUUGAUGGCCUCAUUGAAAGUUUGGAAAAACAUCCACAGGAUGAAGCUGGCAUAUUCUCUGCUUUGUUUCACAUUGGCCGUAAUCAUGGGAAAUUUGUGGUGUCCAUCAUCAACAAGGUGUCUGAGGAGGUAGAGCCGGCUUCUGAAGGCAAGCUGGGCUUUGAUAGUGCAAGAGUGGCUGCAUUGCUAGUUUUGGCCAUUUCAGCUCCUCUCUCACAUAAGCAGCUUGCUUGCAGUAUUCCACCUAGAAUAUUUUCUUAUGCAGUUACAUUGUUGGGAAGGAUCUCUGCUGCUUUGACUGAUGUUAUGAGUCAAGAUGCUCUUUUGACGUACUUGACUCGAUGCAGUAGAUCGACAAGAUUCUCUGCAACGGAGUUUAAUUUCAGAGAGGCGGACCCAGGCUUGCAUGUAAUUGAUAUUCCAAAUAGCACUAGCGAUGAGAUCAAUGAUACUGUUGGGACACCAUUGCAGCAAGAAGAAGAGCAUGGGACCUCCAAACUUCAGUCUUGGACAAUGAUGGAGACAAUGGAAGUAGCAGCUCCGCUUGUAGGAUACCAGCUGGAGGCUCAUCAUGAAGUAAUGGAGGCAAUGAAUCUUAUCCUUUCAAAGGUCAAAGUUAUUUGGCCAUUAAUACUAUCAGGAUUUACGAAUGAAGUACUAAGGACUCUAAGGAGUUUUAAGGAAGAGUUGGCAGCAUUCACCUCUGAGUCACUUGGAUCUGGUGGCGCUGUAGCAUUUACAUUGCAGUAUCUCCGGGUAAUGAAACAGCUUGCAAAGGUUUGGGAACACUUUCUGCCUGCAAAAAAGCUUUGUUCUUCUGGAAUCGGAGAAUUGGACCUUGUGUUGGGAAAACUAGACAUUGGGCUUAGAGAACUGAGGAGAAGGUUUACAGGUUUGUCUUUGGAACAAGAGUUGCAAAUCUUGGAGCUCAUACUUCUGAGUUGUACUCUCAGGUUGUGUAAAGUUGAAAUCUGCUGCCAUUUUGCUUCUUUGAAAAAGCUAUCUGCUACACUGUCAGAUGUAGAUUCCAUCCUCAAAUCAGGAUAUAUUGAGCCAUCCAAUUUCGUUAGUGAAGUUGGAAAAUUGUUGUGCCUAAUUGGAACCUCUGGCAGUGGAACUUCUUGCAGUCCAUUUCUGUUUAAGGAAUUGCUUAAACAUUUCUCCCUUAAGCAGUUUGUGCUUUGUGGAAGACUCGAUCAGGUUAGGGCAGAACUGGUUGUUCCUGAUAAUGACUCUGAAAAUCCUCUUCAUUUUGUUUCACGACUACCUGUUGGUAUACCAUGCAAGAUUACUCUUCAUAAUAUACCGAGCGAGAAUAAGUUGUGGCUGAGAAUGACUACGGAUGAUGAAUCAACUCAGUUUGUCUUUUUGGAUUUGAACCUCUUUGGUAGCAGUGCUGAGGUCAGAGAAUUUACAUAUGUCGUGCCCUUUUACAGAACCCCAAAUGCAAUUUCUUUCGCAUUGAGGGUCUGUCUAGGUAUGGAAUGUUUUUUUGAGGAUGUUUCAUGUGUCAAAAGAUAUGGAGGUCCAGAACGUGAGCUAACAUACCUUUGCCAAGAAAAGGAAGUUUAUCUGUCCAUGAUUAUUUAAGACUGAAUUGUUUGUUUUAGUGUAUUAUGGCAGUUCAAAACAUUACUCUUUAUCUUUACAUAUAAGAUAUCUGCUAUCGGAUAAUCAAGAGUAAUGUUAUUUAGUAGAUUGCUAUAUGACUGCCAUACAACUGAGAUGAUGUGACAUUAAAAAUCAACCAUUAGUUUUUUUUUUUUACAAGUGCUGAUCCAAGGACUAAGUUUCAGUACCACAUUGUCGAAUUGUAUGGCAAUCGUAUAACAAUUUACUAAAUAGCAUUCCUCAAGAAUCAAUGGAUUGAAUGAUUGUAAACCCUAGAAGUAUUUCACUCAUAUGGAAGGCCAUGGAAAAUGGCACUCAUCAGCCUGAAGGCUCUAGACCUGCUUUAUAUGCUAGUCUUGAAUAAGUGUGGACUUAUUUUUAAGUUAUGGAGGUAGGUACAUUGAUUUCAAGUACAAGAGUAUGGCUGAUGUUUGAAAGAAGGAGAUAGAGAACCAGCUCAUUUCUGCUCCUCCAACAUUUUACCAAAGAAUGCCUUAUGGUUACCACUCUGUUCUUUCAAGUUGUUUGCGUGGCAAUUUCAUCAAAGUUUGCUGACUUGGAAGCUUUUGAAUUGAAUAUUUAUAUAUUCUGUUUAUCUUUUCUAAAGCACGUUACAAGUAUGAAGAAUGAGCUGAUAGCUUUUGAGAAGAUGAAGACGGAAGAACUGUCUCUUCCUUCGAUGUUCCAAAAUCUUCUUUAGUAUCUAAUCCCUUUAAAGAUGCCUGUCUCUGCAUUUUUGUUGAAUAUGGUAUGUUUUGACCCCUCAAAUUUGUUUACUUAUUUUUUUCUCCUUUAUGUGCUAGGUUGGAUUGUUGUGAAGGGAUAAAGCAGCCGGAGUGGCUAUACUCGUGCAGAGUUCACUUGCAGCUUAUUCCCAAAUAAAAGCUAGUUGCUUAUAAAAGAGGGCCUGUUAAAAGCAUGGAAAGGUAUCAAGAAAGAAAGCACAGUAAAGAGGCUAAUAAGAGCUACUCAGGAUUGAAAAAGAAUCUCCUUUAUUUCCAGCAGUCCGAAGCUUAUAAGCAGGAAUCGACCAUUUAUGAGCAGCAUUCCUGCAAGGAAGGGAAGCUUGACUACAAAGAUGCUUACGGGAGUACUUUAUUUGGGCUGCUAAGUGGAAGUUGAAUUAGAAGCUGACUAUCUCAGUUUCAUUCUCUUAAAAGUUUACUCUGCUUCCCUUCCAUAUUUUUCUGACAACUUGAUAAAUUUUAUUUUCUUUUUUUUGUAUUAGUAUGUCGUAAAACCAGGGAAAAAAAAAAAUUAGAAAAAUGUUGCACAUAGAUUGGUUAACUUGAGAUAAUUUGAAUUGCUCCAAGACUCGCAGAGCCUUCAUAUUUGAAGCUGCUCUUGAUGGCUGUAAAGCCCAUUACAAGACUGUCAACAACUUCGGCUUAAUCUAUUAAAUUGAUGUUUAUCUUUAGAAUA
Messenger RNA from Alnus glutinosa, 4395 nucleotides. RefSeq names its product protein SIEL. Gene Ontology annotation, cellular component: endosome. The record is from RefSeq and is a predicted model, not a curated record. The coding region runs from base 88 to 2952 and encodes 954 amino acids. The transcript has 10 exons. Gene Ontology annotation, biological process: intercellular transport. Lineage: Eukaryota; Viridiplantae; Streptophyta; Magnoliopsida; Fagales; Betulaceae.